ACUCCUACUCAGAGUCACACUACACAGGCAGUAGAGUAAGAUAGCCACCUCGAUAAGAAUAGGAUCAAUGGAGCCGAGGAGGACAGCAAUGUUGGCCAUGGUAGGCCUGGUCGCCGCGGUUGUUUCCACCACGGCCUUGUCUACGGCGGCACCGUCCUUGAUCUCUAUGCCCAACUCCGACCGCCCCUCCUAUGACUUCCACGACGAGUCAUGUCCGAACCUGCGGCAGAUGGUGCAUGACGCCGUGGAGGAAGCAAUCAAGGAGGAUAUCGGUGUUGUCGCCGGCCUCCUCCGCGUCAUGUUCCACGACUGCUUCCCACAGGGCUGCGAUGCGUCGCUUCUACUGUCUGACAAGUUUUGGAGCGAGCUUAACAUGCCUCAGAACAGAGGAAUCAGAAGGAACGCAGUGUAUCUCAUCGAGAGCAUCCGCGUCAAGGUUCAAGACGCCUGCGGUCCAACCGUCUCCUGCACAGACAUCAUGAACCUCGCCACCCGCGAGGCCGUGAUGCACUUCGAGGUGCCAGGCUACGAGGUGCCGCUCGGACUACUGGAUAGCCGCGCGCCCGCUCCAAGAGAUAAUGUUGAGCAGCUGCCGGGGCCCGACUUCAAUGCUACCCAGCUCAUCCAGUCCUUCAAAACUCGCGGUUUCGACAUCACCGACGUCGUGGCUCUCUCCGGCGCGCACACGAUCGGGAGGUCAAGCUGCGGCAGCUUCAAGAACAGGUUUGGAGAGAAUGCCGACUUUGUUCGUUGGCUCCAAGGCACCUGCGCCAGAAACCCUAACCACCUGCAGGACCUGGACGUGACCACUCCUGAGAAGUUUGACAACGUGUACUACAACAACCUGAAGGAGGGGAAGGGGGUGCUCAACUCCGACAUGGCCCUCACACGCGAUGCCAACACAAGUUGGCUAGUCGACGGCUUUGCACAGGACCAAGGGUGGUUCUUUUCCCAGUUCGGCACCUCCAUGAGGAAGAUGGCACAUUUGCCGAGUGAGUUUGGAAAGAAUGGCGAGAUCCGCAAGUACAGCUGCUUCUGGGCCAACUUCCGUGGCCCGGAGGGGCCUACUGCUGACCUCGCGGCAUCAGCUUGAGAUCCCAUCAUAUGUCGUCAACGGCCUUACAUGCGUGCAUGCAAUAAGAGCUAGCUAGCUUAGCUAGAAUCCUCGUGUGGCGUUUAUGUCUCCAUUUCAAUAAAUUUAUGUUUCCCUACGCUCUAUACUUCGGUUCGCUGAAUAUUGUACCGAAGCAAAAGUGUAAUAAAAAACUACACAUUUUCUUUGGA
Messenger RNA from Hordeum vulgare subsp. vulgare (domesticated barley), 1284 nucleotides. Its product is annotated as peroxidase P7-like. The record is from RefSeq and is a predicted model, not a curated record. The coding region runs from base 68 to 1093 and encodes 341 amino acids. The transcript is spliced from 2 exons. NCBI's taxonomy places the organism in Eukaryota, Viridiplantae, Streptophyta, Magnoliopsida, Poales, Poaceae. Gene Ontology annotation, biological process: response to oxidative stress; hydrogen peroxide catabolic process. Gene Ontology annotation, molecular function: peroxidase activity; heme binding.